CACAUUUUGUAGUGCAUGCGAAUGAGACUGCAUUAAGAAGGGCAAAUCCAGGAACGCAAUGGGACCUCUGCUACUUAAAUUGCUUUUACAAGUUGUUCUGCUGUUUGAUACUUUGGCGUGGUAUGUGAAUAUGCCAAAGGAAAUUCAUGGUCUCAAAGGUUCCUGUCUGGUCAUACCAUGUUCUUUCAGAUACACAUCAUACCCACCCAAAGACCCACGUAGAGUUGUGUGGUAUCAGUACGUCUCUAUGGGUUAUCCUUCAGUUUACGAUCCAUGGUAUCCAAAUAAUGUUAUUGGGAAGUUCAGAAGUAAAACUAGUUUAUACGGUGAUCCUUCAAGUAGGGAUUGCAGUCUGUUGAUUAAAGGACUGGAUCUGUCUCAUCAUGGAGAGACAUUAUACACAUGGAUUGACCCUGAAAAUGUUGGAUGGCGCACCUACAAAUUUUAUGAUGUCACCUCAACAAUUAUCGUCGAUGCACAGCCACAGCUGCCCAGCAUUUAUAUUUAUGGAGGUGAAAGGACGGGUGACACAGUCACAGUAACAUGUUCAACUUUCCACACGUGUCCAUACAGAAAACCAAGCAUUACUCUGAAAGGUAUAGAAGGAUCUGAUGAAAUCAAGGAUGAGUCUGUCAAAGGCGGCCUGUGGAAAAUCACUCUGACACGCACAGGUGCCAUUAAGGCAGAGCGCUCGACGAUUGAGUGUUCAGUAACACAUUAUGGUGACAUAACAGUGACAGCUACAAAGGACAAAAGUGCAGAAUGUGCUCAUCAUAAAAUAACGAUUGUGCCUGAACUGGCAGAUGUCACAGAAGGUGUCACAAAGAACUUCGUUUGUAGUGUCUACCAUUCCUGCCAGAAAGAGCCAACCAUCACAUGGAACUAUGAGAACAUGCAGGUCACAAAAGGGAACAAAAAACUCUUUGGUUUAGAUCAGAUCACCUUUUCCAACAUCACCUUUCUGGGUGCAAAAGAGGACAAUGAAAAGAAACUGAUUUGCACCGCAAAAUUUUCUGGAGCAGACUUUAAAGCUUCUGUCAUUUUACGUGUACAACAGUAUCAAAAACCAGCAAAUCCAGUGCAGAAUGAAACCCAUUUCCGAUACGUGGCAGACGUGAUACACAAGAUCACUGCGUUGCCUCGUUCAUGUGUGGUAAUACCAUGCAGUUUCAAGGCAGAAGAGGAAUAUCUCACUCGACUUCGGGUUCUUUGGGUCACCAAAAGAGGUGGCUACAUGUUCCACACCGACCCAGUCGAUGUCUUGGACAACUUCAAAGGCCGCACAAGGCUCCUCGGAAACCCAGAUGAGCAGAACUGCACUGUGGAGAUGGAUAAUGUUCAAACUCAUGACAAUGGGCCUUUUUGCUUCCGAGCAGAAAGAGAAAAUGAGAAAUACAGCUUCAACAACAGCUGUGUGUUCAUUAUAAUGCGGGCAUCUCCCGACAAACCUGUGAUGUCAUCCCUCCCUGAAGACAUCGAGCCCGGGACCCGCGUCGUUGUCAAAUGCUCAGUCAAACACACAUGCUCCUCUCAUCCUCCUGAAAUCACCUGGAGCGUCCCAACAGCCCGAGAAACUAUCAGCCACAAUCACAUGGGUGGAGGCAUCUGGGAAACAGUGUCCGCUGUGACCUUUAUUCCAACUGGAUAUGAAGAGAAAGAUGAAAUUCUCUGCACUGCCAACUUUUGGGGCGGUAAAACACAGGAAAAUACUGCCUUCCUCAGUAUUAGAAGAGUUCAAGGGGUUGGAUUUGGGCCUUAUGUCAUUGCAUCUUCAUUUGUGUUCAUCCUCAUUUGCAUACUUGCUGGAGUCUUCAUUUACAAGAGGCGACACAAAUGGCCAAAUCAGGAUAUGCAAGGUUCCCUAACACAAUCUGAGCCAAGGAGAUCCGUUUGGAACAGAUUCUCAAGUCGAUUUAGUAUGCCUGAAGGAAGAGCAGCUUGGAAUAACAGGGGAAACAGGAGUGAUACCAGGUACACUGGAGAUGCUCCCGAAAGACCACACAAGCCUGAACAAAGACGGAGCAUCUGGAGCCGAUUGUCUAGACACCAAUCACCCAGAAUCAAUGCAAAUCUGAGAGCAGAAUACAAGGAAAACAACAUUUGUACGGUGUCAGAAAACAAGCCUUUCUCCAAACCUCAUAUGCCAUCACCAAAGAGUGAGCCAAAAUCCUACCGUGGUUAUGAUUAUGAUGCUGAUUUCACCAACCUAUAUGGAAAUGUCUGAAGAAAACAUCAGGGCUGUGCAUGUGCUCUGACAGGUGGUUUGAGUCCAGAUCACAUCAUUUCCCCAUCCUGUUCCUCUGUUCAAGAUUUUAUUUUAUUUUAUUUUUUUAUUAUAAACGAUGACAAUUAAAGCACAGAAAAAUAAAAACUAAGCCAAAAAAAAUUCUGAAUUCAACAAGCAAAAAUUUAUUUUUUAUAUUGACUUUAACCUGCC
Onychostoma macrolepis is the source of this 2437-nucleotide messenger RNA. RefSeq lists its product as uncharacterized. The transcript is spliced from 18 exons. NCBI's taxonomy places the organism in Eukaryota, Metazoa, Chordata, Actinopteri, Cypriniformes, Cyprinidae. The record is from RefSeq and is a predicted model, not a curated record. The coding region runs from base 59 to 2224 and encodes 721 amino acids.